Glycine soja is the source of this 1620-nucleotide messenger RNA. RefSeq names its product coumaroyl-CoA:anthocyanidin 3-O-glucoside-6''-O-coumaroyltransferase 2-like. The record is from RefSeq and is a predicted model, not a curated record. The transcript has a single exon. Bases 61 to 1461 code for a protein of 466 amino acids. NCBI's taxonomy places the organism in Eukaryota, Viridiplantae, Streptophyta, Magnoliopsida, Fabales, Fabaceae.
GUAUGUCAUCAUCAAUUAAUCCAUCUCCGGAAUAGGUCUCCUUCAGAAUUUCUUAAACAAAUGGCAGUGCCAAGAGCACACAAGCUUGUUGAGAAAUCUGAGGUUGCUCCAGCAACAACGAGAACAACCUCGUCUCUUCCCCUCUCAUUCCUUGACUUGCCUCUAGCAGGUCCUAUUUAUGUGAGACGCCAAUUCUUCUAUCACUUUGCACACCCCACACACCAUUUCUGUCAAACCACACUCCCCACUCUCAAACACUCACUCUCUCUCACUCUCUCUCACUUUUUUCCUCUCGCUGGCAACCUCCUCUGUCCUUCACCACCCCACAAACCCUUCAUUCGCAACACCAAUGAUGACACUGUCACCUUAACAGUCAUUGAAUCCGAAGCUGAUUUCAAGCUCCUCUCAUCCAACCACCCCAAGAGUCUCAAAGAAUUAGAUCACUUGGUUCCAGAGUUGAGUUUCUCAUUCUCAACCAUGCAUGAUGACACGUUCAUUUUCCCUAUAAUGGCAUUGCAAGCCACGGUUUUCCCAAACCAUGGCCUUUGCAUCGCCAUCACGUACUGUCAUGCGAUUGAUGGUAAAUGUUGCAGUCAUUUCAUGAAGUCUUGGUCUUCCAUUUGUCGAAGUGGUGGAGUUGACUUUACUCUUUUGGAAAAGUCACCACCUUGCUUUGAUAGGGAAGUGUUGAAGGACCCCAGAGGACUCGAGGCCAUUUUCUUAAGACAGUAUUUUGAAGAGAGAACAACUUGGAAGGGCAAACUCGGUGGAAGAAAAGAUGAUAGCGAUGAAGACUUUGUUAAGGCAACUAUUGUUUUUGGAAAAGAUGAUACUGAGGGCUUAAAAAGAUGGGCACUGACUCAGUGGAAGAAAAACAACGAGUUCAACUCGCCCCAAAAUCUGUCAAAGUUUGUGGUGACGUGUGCUUUUGUGUGGGCUAGUUUGGUUAAAACAAGAUGCAGAAACUAUGAUGAUGAAGAAGAAGAUGUCAAAGAGGAGUACUUUCGUUUCGCUGCUGAUUGCAGAGAUCGCCUUGGGUACCCUAUACCAGAAACUUACUUUGGAAACUGCUUAACGCUAUGUUAUGCAAUACUUAAGAGAAAAGACCUCAAGGGAGAAAGUGGUUUUGUGAAUGCGGCCAAGGUAAUUGAAAAGUCAGUGAGUGAUAUGAAAAUUGAUCCUUUUAAAGAUGCGGAACAUUGGAGGGAGUUGUUUUUGAAGAUGUUUGUGUUGGGAAGUGCACUGCUGGUUACAGGGUCACCCAAGCUCACUGUUUAUGAGACUGAUUUUGGAUUUGGAAGGCCUACCAAAGUGGAAAUGGUACAUCCCUUCAAUUGUAUGUCUCUGGCUGAAAGUGAAGAUGAGGAAGGAGGACUCGAGGUUGGCUUGGUGUGUAGAAGUACAGAGUUUGAAGAUUUAAAUUCUGUCAUUCAACAAGGACUUAAAACUUCAAAAUCCUAAAUCCAUUAGUGUGAUAUUUAAAUAAAAAUCAAAGCAUGGGUCUAUCCAAAAGUUAAUUUUGAGUUAAUAAGUGGUCAUGGUUGAUUUUAACUUUCCUCGACUUUACUAAGGAUGUUUGAAUUUAUGUUUAGUAACAUGGUUAUCUAGUUUCAUUUCUAA